This is a messenger RNA of Penicillium expansum, 2511 nucleotides long. Its product is annotated as putative RNA-binding protein (Nab3). The transcript is spliced from 6 exons. Bases 1 to 2511 code for a protein of 836 amino acids. Gene Ontology annotation, molecular function: RNA binding. NCBI's taxonomy places the organism in Eukaryota, Fungi, Ascomycota, Eurotiomycetes, Eurotiales, Aspergillaceae. The record is from RefSeq and is a predicted model, not a curated record.
AUGACGCCCAGUCCCCCCGAUGAAGCGCUUCACUUUCGUGGAAAGACUCUGACUCCGGAAAGCCCUCGGCCCCUACAUAUCCCAGAGCCAUCCAAUAUCCCAGUCUUAGAGAACCAAAUGGACCCCGUCUUCAACGAUACCUCCACCUAUGAACGCUCGGUGUAUAAGCAGGUCCCGCAAAUACACGAUGGAUGGUUGCACGGAGGGUUGAAGGAUGGGGGGGGACAGAGUCAGACCCAAGAUGCUGGUAGUUUUCAUGGCUCGCAACCAAAUCGUGGGAUGCAGAAUGAAAUGAUUGCUUCUGCAUACUACCCUCCUAACCCAGCGUCGGGGUCCGAAAAUCCCAGCCAUCAGAGCUCGGGUUUCUCUCACCCCGAUUCCACUUAUUCCCUCGCUGCUCCGGACGCUCCGGUAUCCCAAGCCUUUGCCACUGGGAGCGAAGUAGAUCAUGCCCACAACCCGGAGCAGUCAAGGAUGCCGGACCGCCUAAUUGCUGAGGAGCGCGGGGGACAUACCACAGGAGGUGUCAAUUUCCAGCAACUCCUCGACAAUCUUUCUCACCCCAACCCCGGUGCAACCAUUCCCGCCGUCUCUUCCGCUGAGAACUCGUCUCUCCACCAAGCACCCGCUGGCGAGUCGCUCAAAUCCCAGGGCAUCCCUGCCCACCUUCAAGCCCAAAGCCACGAUUCUAUCCAGGCCCAUUAUACUCCAAAUGUCGAGGUGGCAUAUCACCAACUUCCGUCUGCCCAUGAUGCUGCUGCUACUGCAUCGCCUGCCUACUCAGCCCAACCUAGUAAUAUCCAACCCCAAACCCAGUCUCAGCCAUUUAACAUUGCUUCGGGAGAGGUCUCGGCCGUCAACAAUCUACUUCCUCCUAUUUCCACUUACCCGAAACCCCCAUCUACCGGUGCCGAAUCUCAGGGCUCCUUGCAAGAGCCGCUUUUAGCCUCCAAGAAAGGCCGUGUUGAUAAGCAGGGUCGGCCUAUCAAGCUUUCUGACGAUGAUAUGCCCUGGGGCCCAGAGGUUCAAAAGAAAUAUGACGAGUUUCUGCACGAUGAGCGGAUCUAUGUGACAGAAGGUCUUUGGGAUCGGUUCCCGAUGGGCUCCAGGUUGUUUGUUGGCAACCUUCCCACUGAAAGAGUCACCAAGCGAGACAUGUUCCAUAUCUUCCACAAGUACGGUAAAUUGGCUCAGAUAUCGAUCAAGCAGGCAUACGGCUUCAUCCAGUUUCUGGAGGCGAGUUCCUGCCAUGCGGCUCUCGGCGUCGAACAGGGAGCCGUCAUCUUGAAAUUUCAAAGCCUCAACGAUCUACCCGACCCACUCAAGCACCCGAAGCUUCCCGUGCACCGCCGCCACGUCGUUCCCGGUCACCGGAGUUCAGCCGUGCCGGUCCUGGCCGAACUAACGUCCGAGCCCCAGUCGACCGAUACGACCGGUCUAAGCCCUAUGAAGCAAGUCGGCUUCCAUUCAGCGAUUUCCGGGAUGAACCUUCUCAUCGCAGCAGACGCGACGAUUAUCGCCCGCCACGAUCGCCUUCCCCACGACCUUUUCGGGGAUCUAGAGAUGGGUAUCGGUCGCGCGACAGAAGCCCGGAAAGAUUUGAUCGCCGCGAGCGAAGGCGCUCCCGUUCUCCACGUUCUCCUCGCUCUCCUUAUUCCAGAGACCGACGUUACCGCAGCCACAGCCCAAGACCCCGUGCGAGAUGUACCAGAUGUGCAGAUCCUUGUGCUGGAGGAACUCGACAGAAACUUCGUGCUUCAUGUAGAGAACGCGUUCCGCAACCGUGGGCUGCGAGUAGAUGUCCUGGUGCUUGGUCCGCGGAUCCCUCUUGGCGCGGCCGUGCAUCGUCAGUUUAUUGAAGGUGUUCUUGCGGUUGUUCGCCUCGCCCGUCCGAACCAAGUCUCUCGGAAGAUUCCUCUGCAGCUAUUUGAUCGAACCGCUGGAUUGGAUAAUGUUCGCUUCCUUGAUUACCCCGAGCUCGAACCUAAUAUGUCUGCUGAGCUCCUGAGCCACCAGUCCCAAGCGAUGCAGCGAGGAGCAGCGCCAGCCGCAUUUGCACCCAAUCCUGGUUUCAUCCUUCCUCCUGCACAGCCUAUGGCGGUCCCUCCGCCUGGCUUGCCUGCGCUUUCAAACCCACCCAACAUUGCGAACCUCAUUGGUUCACUUGACGGUCCUAGCCUUUCAACUCUCUUGUCGGCGCUCCAGCGACCUCCCCAUUCGCAGCCUGUUUCUGCUACUCAGUCGCCCUUUUCCUCACCAAACCCACCUCCCGCCGACCUCGCCAGUCUCCUGACCAACGCGCAUAGGGCGCCACCUAUGCAAACCACCGCACAGCAACCCCUCCCCCACCCACCCUUCAAUCUACAGCCUGUAAAUGCCCCCGUCAUCACGGAUCCAACCCUGCUAUCGCUCCUGGCCAAAGGACUAGGUGGACAACAGCAGCAGAGCCAGGGACCCGUCGGUCCCCAGGUACAGAACCUGAUGCAGCACCUGGCUAAAUGGAAGCAAUGA